Messenger RNA from Drosophila willistoni, 2187 nucleotides. It is a transcript of the gene Fpgs1, whose product is annotated as folylpolyglutamate synthase, mitochondrial. The coding region runs from base 151 to 1902 and encodes 583 amino acids. Gene Ontology annotation, biological process: tetrahydrofolylpolyglutamate biosynthetic process. Lineage: Eukaryota; Metazoa; Arthropoda; Insecta; Diptera; Drosophilidae. The transcript is spliced from 5 exons. Gene Ontology annotation, cellular component: cytosol; mitochondrion; cytoplasm. The record is from RefSeq and is a predicted model, not a curated record. Gene Ontology annotation, molecular function: ATP binding; tetrahydrofolylpolyglutamate synthase activity.
GGCCGGUCAAGAUGAAACUGCAAUCGGUGUGAAUUUCAUGUACACAUGCCGUUUCUUCUGAGCUUGGAUAUUACAUAUAUUAAAAUCACGCUCACCCCCACAAACGCACCCACACGCACGGCCAGGUGGUACUCCCGCCGAUAGUCGAGAAUGCCGAAUCGCAAUAUAAAUGUGGUUACUCGUCAGCUAUGGCGUUUAGUACGACAGAACCAGAAGCCCAGUUUAUAUACUGCUAUGAUCAGCAACGGCAGCAGCGCGACCAUCAGCGAUCCCCCAACGAGGAUUGGCUCAAAGAUUCCAAUGGAAUAUGAUACACAUUCAUAUGCAACCGUUUUGGCCCACACAAAGCCAGCAACGUCUCCUCCAGCAGCGACAGUAGAAGAUCUUAUUUUCUAUCCCAAAGGACAUGCAAGUUCAUAUUUGAAAAAAAAUCACAGUAAAGCUGAUGUGAAUAAAGCUUUUGAGGAAGCCAUUCAAGCACUGAACUCUCUGCAAAGCAAUGACAAUGCCAUACGAAAUUCCAUACAAAAUACUCGGAUAAAUACCAAAGAAGAUACCAUUAGGUAUCUGGAGCGUAGUGGUUUACCAUUGACCACAGUGGAGAAGUUGUCCUUCAUACAUGUAGCUGGAACCAAGGGCAAGGGCUCUACAUGCGCUUUAGCUGAAUCUCUAUUGCGACAUCAUGGUGCCCACACUGGAUUCUUUAGCUCACCACAUAUUAUGCAUACGAAUGAACGGAUACGGAUCGAUGGCCAACCAAUGGACAAGGAGAAAUUUACGAAAUUAUUCUGGAAGGUCUAUAAUCGAUUGAAGGAGCAGAGUGAACAUGAAACUGAUAUGCCGGCAUAUUUCAAAUUCCUAACCAUAUUGUGUUUUCAUGCCUUUGUCGAGGAGCAAGUCGAUGUGGCCAUACUGGAGGUGGGAAUUGGCGGUGAGCAAGAUACCACCAAUAUAGUCCGCAAUGUACGAACUGUGGGCAUCACAUCGCUGGGAUUGGAGCACACCGAAUUGCUUGGCAAUACACUGCAGAAAAUUGCAUGGCAAAAGGCGGGCAUAAUUAAGCCAAAUUCGCAUGUCUAUACCCAUGUAACGCAACCGGAAUGCCUUCAGGUGAUACGUGAUCGUGCGUCCGAUAAUCAGGCCACUGUCCAUGAGGUGCCACGAAUGGAAGACUAUUUCCAUUAUAAUCUGCAAGAUAAAUAUUUGGAUAGCUUUCAUAAUACAAUACUUCUGAAUGGAUCUCUGGCCAUACAAUUGGUCUACGAUUGGUUGGAUCAGACCGAAGGUCCCCUGCAUCGUGCCCAUAAACCAAAUGAGACAAAAAUGUGUCCAGAAGUGUUAAUGGGUCUCAGGAAUACCCAUUGGCCAGGUCGCUGUCAAUUGGUUGAGUUCCAUAAUAUGCGUUUACAUUUUGAUGGGGCACACACGCCGGAGAGUAUGAAAAUUUGCACGGAUUGGUUCCAAACAAGCACAAGUCACAACUCGAAUCCAAAGAUUUUGAUAUUCAAUCGCACUGGCGACACAGAUCCCAUAGAAAUGUUGCAAAUACUUCAAAACGCUUGCCGCUUCGAUCUCGCCUGCUUUGUUCCCAAUCUUGCCACCACGAAUCCCAAUAGACCCAGUCAGGUGAUGGUGCGCUACAGUGGCGAAUAUCAAAUAACUCGUGCCCAUGCCAUUGCCAAAACGUGGCAGAAGCUCAGCGAGGCGAGUAAACAAACUAACACAGUCCUUGUACACGUUAGCCUAUGGGAUGCCUUCCUUGAUAUACGAGAACGUUAUGGCAUCGAAACGAACUUGGAUAUUCUCAUUACGGGCUCCAUUCAUUUGCUGGGUGCUGCAAUUUCGGCUUUGGAUCAAUUGCAUGGGGCUAACAAUGAUCGGCCAUCAAAUGGACACAAGUGAAGCCAGUUCGGAACCAAAUACUAAGAGCUUCAAUAAAAUAUAACAUAAUUGGACGCUAAUAUAAUUUAUAUACAUAUGUACUUAUAUACUGUUAUGUACUUACAUAUAUUUUUUUUUUAUAGUCAUUUAUAUACAUAUAUAUAAAAUGAUUAGAAACUGAAUGUUAUACACACAUAUCAAGAUUGAAAUGUAUUGAGGCUUGCUUUUAAUAAUUUGUUAUGUGUUCAAAUUGUAAAGUACUUAAUGAUCUGCCUAGCUAAUAAAUAACAAUCACAUAUGUAUGUG